AUGGCUUUCUCUCGCUCUUCUAUGCUAGCCCUGGCGGCUACCACUCUGGCCAUUGGCGCCUCUGCCCAGCUGGAGGUUUGCACCAACGACAGCGUCUUCAGUUGCCAGAGCUCUUCUACGGAAGCGACGUGCUGCUUCAACUACCCCGGCGGUGCCCUCUUGCAGACUCAAUUCUGGGAUACUAGCCCAUCCACGGGCCCAACUGACUCCUGGACCAUCCACGGUCUCUGGCCCGACAACUGUGAUGGCACCUACCAGGCCAGCUGUGACUCUGCUCGUGCCUACACCAACAUCUCGGACAUCCUGCAAGCACAGGGUCGUGACGAUCUUCUGAGCUACAUGCAACAGUACUGGGUCGACAUCGACGGUGAUGACGAGAGCUUUUGGGCCCACGAGUGGGGCAAGCAUGGUACUUGCAUCAACACCAUCGAUCCCGACUGCUACACUAGCUACACUGCACAGGAAGAAGUCGGUGACUUCUUCCAGAAGGUGGUGGAUCUGUUCAAGGGUCUCGAUACUUACAAGGCCCUCUCCGAUGCUGGCAUCACCCCAAGUAGCUCUAAGACCUACACCCAGAAGCAGAUUCAGGCUGCCCUGACCAGUCUGCACGACGGCGCAUCGGUCUACCUUGGAUGCUCGAGCGGCAAGCUGAACCAGGUUUGGUACUUCUACAAUGUGGCUGGCAAUGCUAUUGAUGGCCAGUACGAGGCUGUCGAUACUCUUACUACGUCGAGCUGCCCUACGACCGGCAUCAAGUACGUGCCCAAGUGA
Messenger RNA from Penicillium brasilianum, 771 nucleotides. Lineage: Eukaryota; Fungi; Ascomycota; Eurotiomycetes; Eurotiales; Aspergillaceae. The record is from the annotation of a GenBank genome assembly.